Messenger RNA from Arabis nemorensis, 366 nucleotides. Lineage: Eukaryota; Viridiplantae; Streptophyta; Magnoliopsida; Brassicales; Brassicaceae. The record is from the annotation of a GenBank genome assembly.
AUGCUCACUACCUUCUCGCAUAACAGUAGGUACAGAGCCAGCAGCAGGCACUGUAGCUCGAGAGCCAACACUAGUUCGAGUAGUUCGAGAGCCAACAGAGCAAAGGCAAUAGAGGUAGCAAACCCAGAAGAUCCAACAGUUACAGCUGUUCCACAGGCUCCACCACCAGCCAAUCGCUUACAAGGUCCAAGGCUUCAUUGGUCACCGGAUUUGGUGGCGUUAUUUGAUAACGCGGUUGAAACAUUGGGAGCAGGACAUGUGUCCGCCCAAGCAAUUUAUGGUGUCAUGAAUCGAGCGGAUGUCUCCAUUGAACAAGUUGUGUCGCGAUUGAAGACCGUGAGGAAAAUUACCAAAAGAGGAGGUUGA